This is a messenger RNA of Medioppia subpectinata, 210 nucleotides long. The record is from the annotation of a GenBank genome assembly. Lineage: Eukaryota; Metazoa; Arthropoda; Arachnida; Sarcoptiformes; Oppiidae.
CAUUCAUUCCCAGCCAUGAAUAACAUGAACGCAGCGUUUGGAGCGGCGAAAGCGGGCUCGGCUUUCGAUCCGAUCGGUUAUGUUAUGCGACCACAAGUUAUACUUCGAUUUAUAUGUUGGUUGUGUUCAGUGAUUGUGUUCGGGUGUAUAUCAGCGAAUGGAUGGGUGCCUAAAGAGGGCUCUAAACAGGGAUUAGAAGUUUGUUUGUAU